AUGCCUGGAAACGACAAAUCUAUCCUUGUCCUUAUUUCUGGCAAUGGAACAAAUCUUCAAGCACUAAUUGAUAACUGCAAGUCAGGAAAAAUUCCUGGAAAGAUAACACAUGUGAUAUCAUCUUCAGCGAAAGCAUACGGCCUUGAAAGGGCAUCCAAGGCAAAUAUUCCAACAACUGUGCAUAGAUUAUAUACAUACUACAAGGGGAUUUCGAAGGAAGAUAAGGAGAACAGAAUUAAAGCAAGAGCAAAGUUUGACCGGGAUCUUGCUACAUUAAUAUUGGACAAGCUUGGAAAGCCCGAUUUAAUUGUCUGUGCGGGAUGGAUGCUUAUUUUAUCGAGUGAAUUCUUGAAGCCUAUGGAGGCAGCAAAUGUUCCAAUUAUUAAUCUUCAUCCAGCACUUCCAGGAGCGUUUGAAGGAACUCAUGCCAUAGAAAGAUCCUGGGAUGCAGGCCAAAAGGGUUUAGUUAAUAAGGGUGGUUGUAUGAUACACUAUGUUAUUGAACAAGUGGAUAGAGGUCAACCUUUAAUAGUAAAGGAAAUACCUGUAAUUAAGGGGGAGACAGUGGAAGAUUUUGAGGCUAGAAUACAUGCCCAGGAGCAUGUUGCUAUUGUGGAGGGAACUAUAAAGGUGCUAAAAGGAUUGGAUGCCUCCAGAAAUUAG
This is a messenger RNA of Brettanomyces bruxellensis, 663 nucleotides long. RefSeq lists its product as uncharacterized. Gene Ontology annotation, cellular component: cytoplasm. Gene Ontology annotation, biological process: 'de novo' IMP biosynthetic process. Bases 1 to 663 code for a protein of 220 amino acids. The record is from RefSeq and is a predicted model, not a curated record. Gene Ontology annotation, molecular function: phosphoribosylglycinamide formyltransferase activity. Lineage: Eukaryota; Fungi; Ascomycota; Pichiomycetes; Pichiales; Pichiaceae. The transcript has a single exon.